This is a messenger RNA of Leptonychotes weddellii (Weddell seal), 1293 nucleotides long. The record is from RefSeq and is a predicted model, not a curated record. Lineage: Eukaryota; Metazoa; Chordata; Mammalia; Carnivora; Phocidae.
GGAAUUAACCCCUCAACUGCUGGGACGCAGGAGCUAACUCCUGGGUCAGAAGGUUCUCUGAGUGUGGGGGACACACUGUAUUUGGUCAACGGCCUCCACCCACUAACGCUGCGCUGGGAAGAGGUCUGCACGCCUGAAUCCCAGCAAGACACUCCGCCCGGCACCCCUCCGGUGGCUCCAGACGUGGCAGAGGAUGUUGAGCCGCAGAAAAAGCGGAUGCGGAAGUCCUCCCCCGGCUGGGAGAAGUUCGAGAAGCUGCUAGUGUUUACUGCACCUGGGGUGAAGCCCCGCAGCAAGGUGGCCGGCUUUGAUCUGGAUGGGACCCUCAUCACCACACGCUCUGGGAAGGUCUUUCCCACUGGCCCCAGCGACUGGAGGAUCUUGUACCUCGAGAUUCCGCGUAAGCUCCGGGAGCUGGAUGCUGAGGGCUACAAGCUGGUGAUCUUCACCAACCAGAUGGCCAUUGGGCGUGGGAAGCUGCCGGCAGAGGAGUUCAAGGCCAAGGUGGAGGCUGUGGUGGAGAAGCUGGGGCUCCCCUUUCAGGUGCUGGUGGCCACACACGCCGGCUUGUACCGGAAGCCGGUGAUCGGCAUGUGGGACCAUCUGCAGGAGCAGGCCAACGAGGGUGUGCCCAUCUCCAUCGGGGACAGUGUCUUCGUGGGAGAUGCAGCUGGACGCCCAGCCAACUGGGCCCCUGGGCGGAAGAAGAAAGACUUCUCUUGUGCAGACCGUCUGUUUGCGCUCAACCUUGGCCUGCCCUUCGCCACACCAGAGGAGUUCUUUCUGAAGUGGCCCGUCGCCAGCUUCGUGCUCCCCACCUUUGACCCGAGAACCGUCUCCCCCUCGGGGCCGCUCUACCUCCCUGAGUCCAGCUCCCUCUUGAGCUCCGACCCUGAAGUGGUGGUCGCCGUGGGAUUUCCUGGGGCUGGCAAGUCCACCUUCCUCCAGGAGCACCUCGUGUCGGCAGGCUACGUCCACGUGAACAGGGACACGCUGGGCUCGUGGCAGCGCUGUGUGACCAUGUGCGAGACGGCUCUAAAGCAAAGGAAACGGGUCGUGAUCGACAACACCAACCCAGACCCUCCGAGCCGGGCCAGGUACAUUAAGUGUGCCCGGGACGCGGGGGUCCCCUGCCGCUGCUUCCUCUUCACGGCCACCCUGGAGCAGGCCCGGCACAACAACCGGGUGAGCUGGGACAGCAGCGCCCCGUCCCCAAGGAGAGCGGAAGGCGGCAGGACCUGGGAGCAGCGGGUCCGCGCUCCGUGGCAUCAGCCCCUCCAGGCUCUGAGUUAA